AAUACUGUCCUUAAAACAAGCAAUAGUGGUGUAAUAUGAAUAUUUGAUGGACAGUAUUUUUGGUCCAAAUACAUUUAAUCAAAUGUUUAGAUCAGUGUCUCCGAGUUUGAAGAACCGUCUUCCCUCUGAAAUUGGUCCUGCCUUUCAAUCCAGUUGAACUCUUGUCACUUGCGGAAUAGUAAUCGCCUUCCUUCGCCUGCCUCACACCAGUUAGACAGUCUGUACCUCCGAGGCUUCCGUCCGGUUGCGUUGUCAACGGGACCAAAACACAACUCGAACAAUAUGUUUCUCACAGCAGUAGGAUCAGCUGGGUUGUGCUGGGACUUGCACGGGUCUUAAAGAGCCGAAACAGAAAUCUUCCGAUUCAACCAACCAUGAUCAAAAAUAGGAAAAAAGAACAUAAGCAGCUGUUAUAAUCCGCAUACGGUUACGAAUUUAGUAAGUAGUUUGACAGCGCAUUAACUGACCUACAAAGUGCUUUGCCGGGAGCUGUUGUAAAUAUGAGAUUGCACUUCAUGAGCAGAACAGUGAGUUAGUCUGCAUCACUGACUAUGCAUGAUGAGUACUUUUAAAUGCAAAAUGGCUUGAGUUUAGAAUUUUAAUGGUGGAAGAAACUGGCAUAUCCGAGGCUUGUAUGUUUUUUGGGGGGAAUACGUUGUAAUGCACAAAUGUUCGCACUGUACAAGUAGUUGAGUUUAGACAACAAAAAGGAAGACAGUCUGUAAAUGGUGGCCGUAUGCAUUUGAAAAUUUCAAAAGUAGAUCGCUCUUUUGGGUCGACAUUGUAGUUCAAUCCAAAACACUUGGAACAGACCGUUGCUCCAGUAGAUCCGUCACAUAAUCAUCACUGUUCACCUCAAGAAUGAGCGAUCAUUAUGUUAAAGUCAGAGUGCAGCUGGAGCAGAUGAGAGUGGCCGGCUUGGAGACCGAGCCAGAGGCAGCUUCUUUGCUGGCAUCUUCGCCGGGAUCUGUCGAUUUAGUUAGCGGUGGGAGGAGGGAUGCCGCUAGGAGCGCCGUUAGGACUAGAGCCAGGAGUAAAAGCAGGGGCAAACGGUCUGAACUCGAUAGGAAUACCGCAGGUGCCGACAAUAAAGAGGACACCCCGGAGCCGGAGUAUCCGCCGGGGCCAAUGGACGGCACUGCGGGCCAGCUGCAGCACUCCCGCAGCCCCAAAGACGCGGUGUUGCAGAUUAAAGGCACCGGCAAGAUCCCGCAAGGGAAAGCCGAAGCGAACGGCAAAACGGAGAAAGAGGGCAAAACCCAGCAAGGGAAAGACGAUGGCAACAAACUCCCCAAAAAGAGGAAGAUGGUCACCGUGGAUACCUCUAAAGCGAAGACCUCUCUUGAAGCGCUAAAAGUCAGCAUCAAGCAGCUCAAGUGGAAAGAGUUUCCCCUGGGUCGUCGUGUGGCCUGCGAUAUAUAUUGGCAUGGGGUAUCCUUUCAUGACAAUGAAAACGUCUUCUCAGGCCUGGUCAACAAAUUCCCAGGUAUGAUAGAGAUGCUCCGCAAGAUAAACCUGAGCCGAGCAGUGCGUACGAUGCAGGAGCUGUUUCCCGAGGAGUACAACUUCUACCCUCGCUCGUGGAUCUUGCCAGAAGAGUUUCAGCUUUUUGCAGCUCAGGUCCGCAUUGCUAAAGACAAGGACCCUUCCUGGAAACCGACCUUCAUUGUGAAACCUGACGGCGGAUCCCAGGGUGAUGGCAUCUACCUCAUUCGUGAUCCCGGUGAUGUCCGCGUCAUGGGCAACGCCCAGAGCAAGCACGCUGUGGUCCAGGAAUACAUCCAGAAGCCACUGCUCGUCGACAAACUCAAAUUUGACAUCAGAUUGUAUGUCCUGGUAAGGUCUCUGGACCCAUUGGAGAUUUACAUCGCCAAAGAGGGGCUAUCCAGGUUUUGCACAGAGCCUUACCAGGAGCCCAACCAAAAAAACCUGGACCAUGUCUUCAUGCACUUGACAAAUUAUUCCUUAAAUGUCCACAGCGGGAACUUUGUUCAUUCAGACAACACCAACACAGGAAGCAAGAGAACAUUCUCCAGCAUUCUGUACCGCCUAGCCUCCAAAGGUGUGGACAUCAAGAAAGUAUGGUCAGACAUUAUCUCCUUGGUCAUUAAGACUGUAAUUGCACUGGUGCCUGAGCUUAAGGUCUAUUAUCAGGCUGAUAUUCCUGCCGGGAAGCCAGGACCAACAUGCUUUCAGAUUUUAGGGUUUGACAUUCUGCUCAUGAAAAACCUGAAGCCCAUUUUACUGGAGGUUAAUGCUAAUCCUAGUAUGAGAAUCGAACACGAACAAGAGGUGUCCCCGGGUGUGUUUGAGUAUGUUCCCAGCCCAGUGGAUGAAGAAGUGAAAGUUGGGGUCAUCCGGGACACAUUGCGCUUGGUGGACCCAGGACAGAGGAAGCUCACCAAUCACCAAUCACACACGCCAGGCAAUGGGUCAGAGCUGCAGGAAGAUAUAUUGGAUACGGUUUCCCCAGACAAAGCUGAACAGGACAGCGGAGUAAAAGUGGAGAAUAAUCUUCCCUCCCUCUGCCUGAAACAAGUCUUCCCCAAAUACACCAAGCAGUUUAACUACCUGCGCACCGUUGAGCGCAUCGCCACGCUGUUCAUGAGGUUCCUGGGAGUGAAGGGGACAAUGAGGCUUGGCCCUACUGGAUUUCGAACAUUUAUCAGAAACUGUAAGCUUAGCAACAGCAACUUCUCCAUGGCAUCGGUGGAUAUUCUCUACAUUGAUAUUACUAGAAGAUGGAAUGGCAUGGGAUCAGAUCAGAAAGAAUCAGGGAUGGGCCUUCAGGCCUUUGUGGAAGCCUUCUUCUACUUGGCGCAGAGGAGAUUCAAGUCGCCACCCCUCCACGAGCAGGUGGCGGCUCUGCUCGACCUGUGCGACUGCCACCUGGAAAGCCUGGAUGAGAAACGGUCGCUGUGCGGUCGAGGAGCAGCGGAGCGGAGGACAGCGUUGCCUUCCUGUCUGCCCGAAGGAGUUCAUUCCGCGCCGUCUGCCCCAGCGCCUCAUCACUUCAACUGCCCAACUGCAGCCAGUAAAUCUGCGGAUUAUAGGCUUCAUCAACCCUUGCGACCCACUCUGAAAGGAAACUGUAUAGAGAACUAAAUAUCACCAGCAGGGGCUGGUCUAGGUCUGGGGCUCAAUGGCAGCAGCAAAGGCAGAGCUUCUUUCGUUCAAGCUGCUGUUUAUGCUUCUGGCGAGGUUUCCUCAAACAAUUUCAUCCAAAAAAGGUUCGGCCACAGUCGACAGACAGAAUCUGUACCUAGUCACUGAACUGGUCAUUUCAUGGUGUUCCUGUCUGUCUCGAUUGCUUUCUCUGGUGAGGUCCCUGAACACUUUCCUGAGAAAAAGAUGAGCUGCGCUAUAUUUACUGUCUCCCCCAUGCCAAGCAUGUGGAUAUGCAAUACAUUUAGGUCUUAUUCAAUCCAGAUUUGUAUCUCGGAAAAUGCAGCAGUAGCCUCCGAAAGCCAAUGAUAAGAGGCAAAGAUGCCUUUUUUUUAAAGAUUGUGCUGUAACUCAUGUUAUAGAUUAAAUUAUUGAUUUUACAUUUGCAGAUUUUUAUCUUCCCGGUAAAAUUGCACAGACUUUCUUCAGGGAAAACUUUUUUUUUUUCUAAAACACCGCACCGCAAUCUGGUCAAUUGUCCACAAGAUUGCUGGAUAUAUAAAAAGAUAAAAAUAGCACCAGGGGUGCUUUCAGAUUGUACAUGAAUGUUAUUUUGCACAGUGGGUUCAAACCAGUCACUUUAGAUAUAGUAUUAAAAUGAAGAUUAUCAGCUAGUGUUGCUUGAAAUAUAACCUGAAUGGAGCUGUGUCUCUGCUGUAAAACAAAAUCUUCUCAAGCCUUUUUAAUUCAUUUCUGGAUGCUUUGGAGAAGUGGACAUUCACCAUAGAACUAACUACCUGUAUGUUCGCCAAAUGUUUUAGAACAAGACUCACAAUAAUUGCAAGGUGAAUUAUGACUGAUGAACACAACAUAAUAUGUGUAAUAUCUGAAGUUCUUUUGUUCCAGUGGUGUCACUUUUAUUUAUUUUAAACUCGACAGAAUUGUUUUUGAAAGUGAUCAUUUAUGUUUUAGCCGUCCGUAAAGCUGAGAAGCUGUAGGUUAGCAGUUCAAGGAUAAUGAUUGAAGAGCACUUUUGAAAUCUUCCCACCUUCCACUCUACCUGAUCCUAAUAACAGCACAUUUAGAAUGUUUUGAUCUCUUGUUAUUUGCUAUCACUUCCAUAGACCAAUGUAUGAUGCUAGGUCUUUAUGAACUUGUAAUUCUGAUAAUGUUACAGGUAUGGAAAACAAAAUCUCUGCUUUACACUUUUAAAGACAAUGCAAUGAUUUGUCACUCUGCUCCAAUUACAGAUAAGGAUUAAGGGGCAGUUAAAGAAAAAAAAACAUCAAAACAGUUCAUGAAUAAUAAACAUUGUCUUGCAUAUUGAUGUCUUA
Messenger RNA from Lepisosteus oculatus (spotted gar), 4439 nucleotides. RefSeq names its product tubulin tyrosine ligase-like family, member 11 (gene ttll11). Gene Ontology annotation, biological process: microtubule cytoskeleton organization; protein polyglutamylation. Gene Ontology annotation, cellular component: cilium. The record is from RefSeq and is a predicted model, not a curated record. NCBI's taxonomy places the organism in Eukaryota, Metazoa, Chordata, Actinopteri, Semionotiformes, Lepisosteidae. Gene Ontology annotation, molecular function: tubulin binding; tubulin-glutamic acid ligase activity.